Messenger RNA from Orbicella faveolata, 2068 nucleotides. Its product is annotated as histamine H2 receptor-like. The record is from RefSeq and is a predicted model, not a curated record. Gene Ontology annotation, molecular function: G protein-coupled receptor activity. Gene Ontology annotation, cellular component: membrane. NCBI's taxonomy places the organism in Eukaryota, Metazoa, Cnidaria, Anthozoa, Scleractinia, Merulinidae. Gene Ontology annotation, biological process: G protein-coupled receptor signaling pathway.
UGAUCUUUUUUGGACGAAAGUAAACAACUUACCGCAAAUUGCUCAAGGCAAAUUUAUCAUUAGUUUGCGCCGAAUAAAACAAUCAAAAUGAUAGUUGUAUGUUAAAAACUGUCGACACGCGAAAUCCCCAAUAUUCAGUUUAAAGUACAAAUUUUAGUCAAAGCGUCACACCUGUGCAAGCAAACCUAGUUGGACCAUGUUCAACAACACAUCUUUCUAUUUUAGACAAAGUUCUUUCGCCCAUGUUUGUAACUGGAACGAUCGUAAGAUUCGCGUAAUCGAGAACGAAUCUUAUCUUUACAAUGUUCUUUUCUCAAUACCUGUUAUUAUCACUGUUUUAUCACCGGUGGCAGUGGCGGGGAAUGCUUUGAUCCUGGCGGUAAUUUGGAAGAACAACUUUGCGAGAACACCAUUCCAUAUUCUUCUCAGUGCAUUAGCGCUCACGGAUUUUUGCACAGGACUACUCUCCCAACCUUGCUAUGCUGCGGCCUCCUUCAUGUGCUUGGCUAACCCCAGAGUUCCUGGCGACAAGGCGAAACUUAUCACCAUCUUAAAAACAACCGGCGAGUGUGGCUCCAUCUUCUUUCUUGCCCUCACGGUUCUUCUUAUAACACUGAUGUCCGUUGAACGAUGGCUUCACAUGUCGACUAGACGAUCCCUCUUCACAUCGUGUCGGGGAUGUUCCGUUAUGAUCGUACUGUCACUCAUUCCCGUCUCCACAAUUGUUUUUCGUGUUUUGGAAAAUGAGAGUCGGAAAUACAAAAAUUACAGGAGAUUUGCAAUUAUUGCAUCCUCGUUCACUUGCUAUCUUACCACCUCAUUUGCCUAUUUUAAAGUUUACCGAAUCAUUCGUUGUCACCAACAGCGAGUCCAAGCAACUUCUCACAACAUUGGUCGACAGGCAAUAGACUUGGCGAAAUACAAGAAAUCUGUGGCCUCGAUGGUGUAUAUUUUCUUACUAUUUACUGUGUGUUUCUUGCCUUAUAUCAUAUUUAGUGGGGUGUAUCUAAGCAUGCAGGAUAGGUUAGAAGUGUACGCCGCCUUAAAAGCGUCUAUAGCGCUUACACUUUUGUCUUCUUCACUCAACCCUGCGCUUUACCUCUGGAGAAUGAAGGAUAUUUACAAUGGAGCGAAAAACAUAUUUUGCAGGGGUGGUUAAUGAAACUGUCAAUGGAAGAGUGUAUUGAGCGAGUGUCUCAUAGGUACCGGAGAUUACUCCGGGUUUUGUAGAGCGUGUAGGAGUAUUUCUUCUUCAAAAUGGAUAGUGAUGCUACCCAGUUCAUCGCAGGCUGUGGAGAGGGUCUGCGAGAAUAAAUUACAUUGUACAUAACUCGGACCUCGUCCAGCACGCCAAAUGAAAGACAGUAGGGACUUAAAGUAAAUUUAAACUUUACUUGCGAAUCUCUCAUUAAAUCUUAUGUUUAGUGACGUUCCUGUUGACUUUGCCGUCAUGAUUUUCUCAAACCGUCGACGUGGUCUACGUUCUCAAACGCCAAGGACGACCAAGCCUCGGUUUUAGAAGGCAAAUUGCAAAUUUUAUCAUGAACAAAUUACCAAAGAAGCAAAGAUGAAAAGAAUACCCACGUGAAAAAAAACCACCAAGGCAACGAAGGUUUGAGAAACUGUCUCACAAUCGCGGCUUGGUGGUGAAUUUUGAGCGUGUGUUAAAGCGACCUUCGGGGAAAUUAGCUUCAACACUCUUUGUUUGGUUGCUUCUCUUUUUAUUUCCACUAUUGAUGACUUCGGUAAAAUACUCACAACGUUCUCUUACUGCUACUCUUGUCUGGUUACAGCAAUUACUACAACUACAAGGAGCUAACUCGUCAUGUUCCUUUAAAAAGGGACAACCACGUCAUCCAUCAAAUCAAUUUCAAUCUGUCAAUUACGCCAACGUAAUGUCACGCGCAGUUCCAAUAAGGUUCUAUUGCGACUGCGCACCAAGCUACUUAGCAUAUUUUCCUUCGAGGUUAUCGAGGUUGACUAAAACAUUUUCUACCUUUAUUUUAACCGACUAUUCUUAAGUGGUUGACCUAAAUAAGGUAACGUGAGCAAUAUAAAAGUUACAAUC